This is a messenger RNA of Daphnia carinata, 1213 nucleotides long. Its product is annotated as alpha-(1,3)-fucosyltransferase C-like. Lineage: Eukaryota; Metazoa; Arthropoda; Branchiopoda; Diplostraca; Daphniidae. Gene Ontology annotation, molecular function: alpha-(1->3)-fucosyltransferase activity. The coding region runs from base 65 to 1213 and encodes 382 amino acids. The transcript has a single exon. The record is from RefSeq and is a predicted model, not a curated record. Gene Ontology annotation, cellular component: membrane.
UACGAAUCAGUUGAUUCAACCAUCACUUUCAAAGGACAAGAGUCAGAACAAAGCGGUUAAUCCAAUGUUAUCGACUGGCAUCGUUAACCGGUUAUUGUUGCUUUACAAACGCAGACGACUGAAGACAAUUCAUCGUGCAAUCGUCCUUACAACGAGCCUCAUUGUACUCUACCAAUGUGCCAAUCACGACCUUAACCUCAAUACGAACGUCAGCCAAAUCAAGCCAAAAAAGGCAGUUAAAUCGAUCUUAAUUUGGAAUGCGCCGGAACGCGCGGAAGUCGUGGCGUUCGCCGGAGAUGGUCAUCACGAUGUUUUUCUCUCCUGUCCAAUAAAAGAAUGCCGGAUUUAUUUGGCAUCCGGUAACGCGUCGCUCGAAUAUUACGACGCCAUCGUCAUCAACUUUAACGAUCAAUUUCGAUUGACCGAACUUCCAAAUGUCCGUCGUCUGCCUCAUCAGAGAUAUAUCUUUUUCACUCAAGAACCUCCUCCGGCCUUAAAAGAAUACGAUUUCCAUCAAUAUGGUGGCUAUUUUAACUGGACAAUGACGUACAGGAAAGAUUCCGAUAUUUUGCUUUCUUACGGAUGCAUCCGCAAACGGACGACAUCGUUUGUCAGCAAGACAUCCAUCAAGAAGACGAAACUCGUGGCAUGGAUGGCCACUCAGUGCACCACUGACGGCCGUAGAGAGACUUACAUCCAGCAAUUGCGGAAUUACAUCAACAUCGAUGUUUACGGACUUUGCGGGAGAUUGUCCUGCGCCCGACAUCCGGUCUAUGUUUCACAUCCGCGUUGUUACGACAUGCUGGAAUCGACUUACAAAUUCUACUUGUCUUUCGAGAAUUCCAUCUGCCGCGAUUACGUCACGGAAAAAUUCUUUAAAAUCCUGGAACGUCGCAUUGUACCCGUCGUGUACGGCGGAGCUGAUUACGAAUCGAUUGCUCCGGCCGGAUCAUACAUUGAUGCCCGUCUUUACAGUCCUGCUCAGCUGGCCGAGUAUCUGAUGCGGAUCGAUGCAAAUGAUUCGUUGUACGAAGAGUUCUUCCGCUGGAAGAGAGAUUACUACGUCGAAGCCGGAGUGACGGCCAUGGCCCAUCGUGGCUUUUGUAGUCUUUGCAGCCGGUUACAUCUGGAUAGUACCGAAAAAUCCUACAACGAUUUGCCCAGUCUUUGGCAACAUCCCGGCCGUGAAUGUAAAUCCCCGUUGGUGAAUUAG